This is a messenger RNA of Strongyloides ratti, 1209 nucleotides long. RefSeq lists its product as hypothetical. The record is from RefSeq and is a predicted model, not a curated record. The transcript is spliced from 3 exons. Bases 1 to 1209 code for a protein of 402 amino acids. NCBI's taxonomy places the organism in Eukaryota, Metazoa, Nematoda, Chromadorea, Rhabditida, Strongyloididae.
AUGAAGAAGAAAUGUUUAAGAGUUAAAAUUAGAAAACUAAUUCAUAAAAUUAAUGAUAUAGUAAACGAUAGAAUAGAUAAUUCAAAUAUUAUAGAAGACAAUGUGAUAGAUGAAGGUGAUAUAAGAAUAAGAAGAGAUCGAAAAUUUGCUAUAAAGGAUGUUAAAAAAAUCUUUGAAACUUUUAAUGCUGAGCCAUAUGUUUAUAAAGGUGUAAAGUUACAUGCAUGUGGAAAUCUUUUAGAUUAUUUAUUAAUAUUUGGAUUGAAUAAAGCAAUAAAUGCUGAUUUUAUUGAUUAUACUAAUCUUGGUGCUUGUACAAUUCUUGAAACUUCAUAUAAAGAAAAUUUUGAAAAUGAACAUAAUAUAAAAAUUUUUUCAUUGGAAAGUAUUAAUACUACUGAUUUGGAAAAUACUUUGAAAAUAUGUAACUAUGAACCUUUAGAAAGUAUUGAACAUUUUUUUAGUAAAAUGAAUGUUGAUAUAGUGGAAUCAUCAAAGAAUUCUUAUAAUAUAAGAUUGAAUGAGGCAAAUAAAUAUAAAAUGGAUUGUAACUCUGAAAUGCUUCGUAAGAGAAAGAAUAAAAUAAUUAUCAAUAGUUUUAAUGAAGAUUUAAGUGAACGCUGUUUUGUUCUCACUUAUAAUUUUAAGCGUUUUGAAGAAGAUAGAAAUAAAGAAAUUCUUCGUAAAUAUACUAAAAAAGACGCUGAAAAUGUGCUUAUUGUACUAGAUGUUUUGUUGAAAAUGUAUACGGAGGAGGCAAUUGCUCAAUUUACUAGUGUUUCAAUGAAUACCUACAAAAAAGCUGUGGAAUUUUUUAAAAAUUUAAGUUCAGUUUCUUUGUAUAAUGGAAAUAAUACAAAAUUCAUAGAUAAUAAUCAAUCUCUAAUGUUUGUUGAUAACACAAAUAUCGAUGAGAAAGAUUCAAAAGAAAAGUUUUACAGGGAUAACAAUAUUAAUUUUUUUCACACUGAUAAUGAGUGUAUUAAGGAAAAUAUGAAGGAAAGUCUAGAGAUGAAAAGUAAUGAAAAAAUAUUUACAACACUACCACAAGAAUUAAAUGAUAAUCGUGUAAUAUCUGAUUUAGCUAAAGUAAAAUAUUCAAAAAAUGGUAAUAUUAUUUAUACAUUAGAACCUAAUCUAUUUCUUAAAAAUAAUGAGUUAAAACGACUACUUUUUGAUGCAGAUGUUAAACAAUUAGCAAAAAUAUAA